AUGAGGAGGCCAUCAAACACCAGUUACAACCACUAUUCAACAAAAAUGGGACAGUUCUUCAAUACCAAGCUUAUAGUCUUCUUUUCUGUCUUCAUUCUGCUCAUUCUGGAGGUAGAUAGAUUUGCUUCACAAACCAAAACUAUAGUGGGACACAAUUUGGAACCAACGCCAUGGCAUAUUUUCCCUCCCAAAUCAUUCGAUGAAGCAUCCAGAUACUCCAGAGCUUCAAAGAUAAUUCAGUGCUCUUAUCUCAGUUGUGGUCGAGCCAUAGCCGCCGCAGCCAUCCCAAAAAAUAUACUACCCCAACCCAAUAAUAAUUGCCCAGAAUUUUUCAGCCACAUACAUCAGGACUUGGAGCCGUGGACGAAAUCCAAGAUCUCAAUAGCACACAUAAAUGAGGCUCAAAAGUUUGCCUCCUUUCGGAUGGUGAUUAUCGGAGGGAAAGUUUAUGCUGAUUUUUACUACGAUUGUGUGCAGAGUCGAGCAAUGUUUACAGUGUGGGGAGUGGUGCAGCUUCUCCGGCGGUAUCCUGGGAGGAUACCGGAUGUGGAUUUGAUGUUUGAUUGCAUGGACAAGCCUACGAUCAAUCGGACUGAACAUUCUUCUCAGCCAUUACCGCUGUUCCGCUAUUGCACUACCCGGGAGCACUUUGAUAUCCCCUUUCCUGAUUGGUCUUUCUGGGGCUGGCCAGAAGUGAAUAUAGAACCAUGGAACGAAGAAUUUGAGAGCAUUAAAAAAGGCUCCCGCCAACGAAGUUGGGCAGAGAAGUGGGCUUUUGCAUACUGGAGAGGAAACCCGGAUGUUUUUUCUCGGGUUCGCUUGGAAUUACUCCGAUGUAACGACACCGAAAUCUGGGGUGCACAAAUAAUGCGUCAGGACUGGGGAAAAGCAGUAGAAAGUGGCUUUAAGGACUCUAAGUUAUCGAAGCAGUGUGAUUAUCGGUACAAGAUCUAUGCUGAAGGAUACGCUUGGUCCGUAAGCUUGAAAUACAUUUUAUCUUGUGGGUCUCUUCCUUUAAUAAUAACUCCAAAAUACGAAGAUUUCUUUACUCGGGGUCUCAUUCCAAAGAAAAACUUCUUGCCCGUUCCUCAAACUGGGAUUUGCCCAGCUAUUAAAUCUUUCGUUGAUUGGGGCAAUAAGCAUUCAUCCCAGGCAGAAUCGAUUGGGAGAGCAGCACAAGAUUUCAUGGGAAAUUUGAGUAUGGAUCGUGUCUAUGAUUACAUGUAUCAUCUCAUUACAGAGUACUCGAAGCUGCAAGAUUUCAAGCCUGUUCGACCAUCCAAUGCUUUAGAAGUAUGUGUGGAUUCUGUCUCCUGCUUUGCCAAUGAAAACCAAAGGCAAUUUCUCGAAAGGUCAUUUGCCUUCCCCUCGUCAGCUCCACCAUGCUCACUUCCGCCACCUCCGUCGAUGUCAUCGAAGCAGGGAGAGAAAAAGUAG
This is a messenger RNA of Fraxinus pennsylvanica, 1437 nucleotides long. The record is from the annotation of a GenBank genome assembly. Lineage: Eukaryota; Viridiplantae; Streptophyta; Magnoliopsida; Lamiales; Oleaceae.